Messenger RNA from Quercus robur (English oak), 702 nucleotides. RefSeq lists its product as uncharacterized. The record is from RefSeq and is a predicted model, not a curated record. The transcript has a single exon. Lineage: Eukaryota; Viridiplantae; Streptophyta; Magnoliopsida; Fagales; Fagaceae. The coding region runs from base 1 to 702 and encodes 233 amino acids.
AUGGGGGCUAGAGUAAUGACCAAUAGUGACAAAUACCUUGGUCUACCAAUGACUUGUGGUAAAUCAAGGGUAAACACCUUCAAAGAAUUAGAAGAAAAAAUUCUCAAGCGUGUGUUGGGGUGGAAGGAGAAGUUUAUAUCAAAGGCAGGUCGGGAGGUCCUUAUAAAAAUAGUGGCACAAGCAAUCCCCACAUAUGCCAUGAGCCUUUUCAAGCUUCCCAAAUCCAUGUGUGACUCCAUCAAUUCCUUGCUAGCAAAAUAUUGGUGGGGACAAAACAAAGAAGAGAGAAAGAUCCACUGGGUUAAUUGGAGAAAACUAUGCAUAAGUAAGAAGGAAGGGGGGAUGGGUUUUAGAGAUUUGCACUCUUUCAACUUGGCUAUGCUCUCAAAGCAAGCAUGGAGACUAACCCAAGACACAAAUUCCCUGUUUUACAAGGUGUAUAAGACGUGGUACUUCCCUAAUUGUUCAUUCAUGAUAGCUCAAUUGGGGAGCAACCCGUCCUUUGUUUGGAGAGGCCUACUUGCAGCAAGAGACAUCAUCUUCAAUGGAUCAAAGUGGCGGGUGGGAGAUGGCAAAACAGUGGGGGUCUACUCUCAUAAAUGGCUGUCUCACCCUCCAAUUCCUCUUAAUGAACAUGCCCAAGACAUGAAGGUCUGUGAGCUCUUGGAUGUUGAGUCUCGGCAAUGGGACGGGGAAAAAUAG